Messenger RNA from Plutella xylostella (diamondback moth), 634 nucleotides. RefSeq lists its product as uncharacterized. Lineage: Eukaryota; Metazoa; Arthropoda; Insecta; Lepidoptera; Plutellidae. The record is from RefSeq and is a predicted model, not a curated record.
UCAAAACUAUCACUCAAUUUGACAUUAAUUAGAAAAAAGUUACCACAAAAAAUUUGUUAAUAAUAAAUUUCCUAAAAAAACUAAAUUAAAUCUUAAAAAAUCCUUUAAAAACCGCAAAAUGGCCAGCGCAACGUUCUACACCUUCGACCCGUGCGUGCGGUCGGGCCUGCCGUGCGGCGCGUGUCCCCCCUACACGAAGGACCCGUGCGUGGCCAGCUACAACGACCUGCGGCGCUGCUCGUGCUGCCCCGGCGGCGGCUGCAGCGAGUGCCCGGCGCCCGUGCGGCCCUGCCCCUCGCCCUGCCCGCCGCCGCCCGUGCUGCCCUGCCUGCCGCCCUGCCCGCCCUGCGCGCCGCCGCCGCGCCCGCCGCCGCCGCCGCUGCCGUACUGCGAGACGGUGGCCAUCCCCUGCUGCCGGCCCAACCGCUGCAAGCCCUGCCCGGUGUACCGCUGCCCGCCGCCCGCGUGCCGCUGCCCGCCGUGCAGCUACCCGGGCGUGGCGCGCUGCGGCGGCUGCUGUGGACCCUGCAUGCCCGUCUGGUGAAUGCAAGCCUAUGUUUUGUUUACAACAAUUUGUGGCCCUGUUUCGAUACGUUUAAAUGUUGUUAUAAUAAAAAUUUUGAAUUCAAAUCAA